UGGCGAACAAUUCCGUGGCGGCGGCGCCGGACUACGGGGACUACAGGGAGUUCCUGUCCCAUUACUGCAGGUUCUGAAGAAUGGUGUGGAGGUGAAGUUGAAGAGGAAUGCCCUGAGUGUCUUGGAAGCUCCAGCUACUGUAAGACCAUGCCAUCAUUCACAAUAGCGGGUACUGGGCGAGGAGAUGAACCUAGGCCAGCAGCUCCUGUGCAGCGGCGAGUACUUCAGCGGCAGCAGCUCCUGUGUGCGGUGAGUGCUUCAGCGGCAGCAGCUCCCCUGGGCGCGUGCGGGCACCAGCUCGCCUUCACCAGCAGCCGGCAGCAGAGCAGCAGCUCGACUCCACCAGCGGACAGCAGCAGAGCACCAGCUCGCCUCCACGAGCAGGCGGCAGCAGAGCAUCACCUGGGCGCGCGCGGUCCAGGAGGAGCCCCAGGACGGCGUGGGUGGAGGUGGAGGCGGGGGCCGAGGCGGAGGUGGAGGGCGGGGACGGAGGCGGAGGCGGAGGCGGAGGCGGAGGCGGGGGCGGGGGCGGAGGCGGAGGUGGAGGGCGGGGCCGGAGGCGGAGGUGGAGGGCAGGGGCGGUGGCGGAGGUGGAAGACGAUCCAGCGACCUGAUUCAAAAUUUAAACUAAGGGUAUAAAUGUCCAUUUGCCCAUUUUCACCUGGUCGGAACAUUUGCCCCAGCGACCUACAUUUCGGUACAGAGGGAGUAUAUUAUUAACAUCUUAACAAACGAACUACCACUUCGGGAUAAUUUCUAAAAGAGGUCAAAGUCAA
Molecule: messenger RNA, 776 nt
Organism: Aegilops tauschii subsp. strangulata
Lineage: Eukaryota; Viridiplantae; Streptophyta; Magnoliopsida; Poales; Poaceae
Source: RefSeq, a predicted model, not a curated record